Schistocerca piceifrons (Central American locust) is the source of this 4302-nucleotide messenger RNA. Its product is annotated as SH3 domain-containing protein 19. Gene Ontology annotation, molecular function: protein binding; lipid binding. The record is from RefSeq and is a predicted model, not a curated record. The transcript is spliced from 7 exons. Bases 254 to 1654 code for a protein of 466 amino acids. Gene Ontology annotation, biological process: actin cortical patch localization; endocytosis; plasma membrane tubulation. Lineage: Eukaryota; Metazoa; Arthropoda; Insecta; Orthoptera; Acrididae. Gene Ontology annotation, cellular component: actin cortical patch.
UUGCUCAUUCGAGAACAAGUGAACGAUGCGGGUUGGGGGCAGGUGUGGUAGUUGUCUGUUUUUGUUGUAAAAUCAGUAUGCUGUUAAAUUAUAGUUUUACACGUAGAAAAGAUAGUGUACGGGUGUACAAAGUGUACAUUGUUGAUGUUUGUCAACGGAGGUGCACAAACGGAACGAGUCAACUGGAUUCGAAGAGUGUUUAGUGCCUUUUUUAAAAACUGUAAUUGGACGACAAGAAGGCGUCAUUCAAAUAAUGAAUGUACCCGUGCGACCAGCACCUGCACCACCUGGCAAAGACAGACGAAAGAUUCAGGGAUCAUUUUUCGACUGGGACGAUGGAAAUGAUCCCUUUUUUGGCAGUCAACCAUCUACUUUUGUAUCAAAUCAGCUGACAACGGCCAAGAAGAAGCCACCACCUCGCCCACCACCACCGAAAUUUGAAAAUAAGAAGCAACAAAAACAGGUGUCGUCACAAGGACGUUUUGUCGGGUUGUUCACAAGAUACCAACGUACAAAUACCUCCAACAGGAGCAAGCCUAACAAUCAAAAGAAUCAUGCAACAUCAUUAUCAGGAAGCUGCCGACCAUAUUCUCCCUCGCCUACCAGCCGCUCAAGCAGUGAUGGUGUUAGUGUUAAUAGUUUCGGAAGCGAUGGCUCAUUUUCUAAUAACACAGCAAUUGGCGGUAAUGCUUCAAUAUUUGAAAGUGGUUUUGAAGAAGACUUUGAUUUCUGGCUUUCAACAUCUACAAAGCCACAAGCAAAUGAACAAAAUGAUCCUUGGAAAGUAACACAGCAAGACCCAUUCUCACCACCUCCGCAGACACCGCAACAGAUGGUACAUAGUGCGAGUUUCCCUGUACAGAAGUUGAACACUAGCUCCUGGUUUGAUGAGCUUAGUAAGCCAAUUCCACCAGCUCCUUCUACACUAAAAAGUGCACCCUUGUAUGGGUCAGUGCCGACUAUUAUCCGUCCUAAACCAAAUCGGUCUACACAGCCUCCAAAACUUGUACAAAAUGGAGCAACAGAGAAAAAAUUUCAAAGUCACUCACUGCAGCACGCAUUUUCGGCACUCACAUUGUCUGACACUUCUGUGAAGCUGAACACUCAAGAAACUGAAGAGACCAGUGAUUACGAGGACCAAGAUGACUGGGAACCACCGAUGCCUUCCAUUCCACCACCCCCGCCGCCACCUGAAGUUGUAGAAGAGCUGGCGAAAAUUGCACCACCAGUUCCACCUAAACCACUACCACAGAGUGUCAAUCAAAACAAACCACAUGGCGUAGCUUUGUUUGACUAUGACUCUCCCCAUCCAGAUGAUUUAUCAUUCAAGGAAAAUGAUGUUAUCAUAUUAAAGAGACGUAUAAAUGCUGACUGGUUGUAUGGACAACUUGGACAAAAGGAAGGCAUGUUUCCAUCAAAUUUCAUCAAUGUAAUUGUUCCACUGGAUACUGAGGGUGACUUUCUAGUGAAAGCAUUGUACCAAUUCAUAGGGGAGACAUCAUCUGACUUGGAGUUUCCGGAAGGUGCUUUCAUUAAAGUCCUUAGCCGGAUAUCAGCAGACUGGUUGUAUGGUGAAUACGAGGGAAGGAGAGGUCAAUUUCCAGCAACAUAUGUUGAUCACAUUCCAUCUGGCCUGCCAGACUAUUUUAACUAAUGAUAUUUUUGCUAUUUUAUGUAAUAUACACCACUGAAUUUCAACUUCCAUUUAGAAUGAUCUCAUGUAGGCACGUUGAUAAUCUUCUAUCAAAAUUUAUAGCUUAAUUUUUUGAUGCAGUAUUUGUGAUGAAUGUCACAGGAUCAAAGCUUUAUAGUAUAUGAAGAUCUUCGAUAGUACUGAAAUCUUAAGACAACGAAGUGAUUUAUGUUAGGACUUUUUAGUAGUGUUGCUAAAAAUAUUUAGCUAAUGAUGAGUCUUUAAUGUUUUUACAAGGCGCAUAGAGUAAUUUGCAGGAGAUCUUGUUGGUAAACAGUAACCAAUGGUGCUAAAGAACAUUAUCAUAUCAUGUAUAGUUUCUUUGUUUUGUUAUGAUUAAUAUAUUCUACUAAAUUUAUUCUUAAAUUAUCCUUAUUACUGUAUUGCUGUCAUACAAGUUUUCAAUAUUACUUACUAUAAGCAUUUGGAAUAUACCUGGAAAGCAAGAACUUUACAGUUUUAUCCAUUGUACAUCUUUCACCAAAACUACAGUUGUCGAACAAUUUGUGAGCUUUACAUCAUGUGUAUGAUAUAUCAGUAUUUCAGUUCAAGGUCAUUCAUGCAGUUAAUUUUGUUACUGAAACUAAGAGACUGUCUGGCCAUAACAGGGAUAAAUAUGUUAUUUUUGUACACAAAUCCCUUAAAAUUAUUAUAUUAAACUAUAUAUAAACUUUUUUUAAACAAUAUAAAACUUGUAACAGUGCAUUAUCAAAUUGUGAUAACUUCAUUUGGUAAAAUUAUCUGUAGAUUAAUUAAAACUCCAGAAAAAGAAAUAUAUUUAUGAAUUGUAAUAUAUUUUUGAAAAUUAUUGAUAUUUUUUUGUGUUAUCAUGGCACUUUUGCUACAUAAAGUUUUUGAUUAAUUGUGUGUUUGCCUGAUGAUUGCUGUGAAUUGAGUGACUGUACAAAAAGUGCAAAAAAAAAAAAAAAAAAAGUGCUAUAUUGAUCCUUACAUGUGGAUGAAUGUACAUUUCAGACGUGUGGAACCUAUACAUGUAUAUUCCAGCAAUAUUGGUGAUAUUGUAAGAUGAAUUAAAGGAAAUGUGUUUUGCAAAUUAUUUGGUGAAGGUUAUUAACCAACGAGGCUGUGCAGUUGAUCUGGGGCUGCUAAACUACUCAACUUUUGCUGUCAAACAAGUCACAUCAGUCAUGUAGUAGAAAUCUAUUCCAGUGACAGUUUUUUGUUUUUUUGUUUUUGCUGUUUCUGGUGUGUAUAGUAGCAGUUUUAGCUUUGUUGUAAAGUAUUACUAAUCAUUAAGUUAUUCUAUUGUAUAUAACAUGGUUAAUUGCUCAGUGUCAUAUGUUUGUUGGUAUGAUGAUCAUUAAUGUAAUUCACCUAUCAAACAGUGGAGUCCAGUAUGGAAUAACAGUGUUAUGAAAAGGAUAGAUUGCUACUCAGCACAUAGAGGAAGUGUUGAUUUGCAGGCAGGGACAAUGAAAAUACUGCUGAAAAUUUAAACUUUUGGACCAAAAAGCCCUUCUUCAGAAAUAAAAUACAUACACGUUUUAUAAGCACAACUCGUACACACAAGGCUACUGUCUCUGACUGGCAGUCAUGCCACAGUGGCUGGAGACAGUGGCCGUGUGUGUGUGUGUGUGUGUGUGUGUGUGUGUGUGUGUGUUUUCUGUUUCCAAAGGACUUCUUUGUCCAAAAGCUUAAAUGUUUAAAGUCUUUUCAUUGUGCCUGUCUGCAACUCAAUGACUCCUCUAUGUGGUGAGUAGCAAUCUGUUCCUUUCAUAAUUCAUCUGUCAUUUAGUGAGAAUUCUGAUUUUGUUAAAAAAAUUUAGUUCCUUAUUUGUGAUUUACAGAAAUUUUAUUCACAAUGCAAUAGUUUUUGAAAAUAUUAUUGGCUCCUGCAACAUCAUCAACUAUAUCUGAUUCUGUAAUGGUAAUUGACAUAUAAAAUUAAGCAAUGUUCCAUUUUAUGGGUAUUUUAAAUGUUAUUUAGUUUGCUGCUGUGUGUUAUAAUUUUAUGUUUUCAUGAGAGGAGAAAGGAAUCUGAAAUCCUUCUUAAAUUUGAACUUUAUUCAUACAUUUGACUAUUUAGCAACAGGGCAUCAAAUAUUUGUUUUAUUGUUCUGCAGCAUGAGCCAUUGCUUGUGGUCCCUUGAAGGGAUAUCACAUUACAUGCUAUGUUCCUUACAGCAAACAUUAAUGUUUAUAUGUACAUUUAUUUAGAUUGAUUGUACAGAUGUAUAUUUAUUCUGUAUUUCAUAUAGAGCAAUAAUAUUACUUGUUGGUGCAUUAUUAUAGAUAAUUGAAGCUGUUUCUUACUGUACCUUUUGUAAAAAGAUCUGGUAGCAGAAAUUGUUUGUUCACUUGUGUAAGUGUGACCAUUACAAAUGUUUUACCAGUGUUUUCAUAAUGAACUUUCCUUCAGUGCAAUGUUACCAUUAUCAAAGAGCUGUCUGUGAAGUCCACAUAGUAAAACAUCUGGCCCUUUGUGCUAAUUGCACUGCUGUGAUAGUGUGUCAAAUACAAAGUAAAUUUUGUGUUGUAGUGGGCUGUGUCAGCUUCAACUUUCACUAUGUGCAGUUUAUACAUACAUGAAAAGUUAAAUAUUUCUGCCAAAUAUAUGGAGUGAAGUGGUACACAUACCAGAUGCUAAA